Arabidopsis thaliana (thale cress) is the source of this 848-nucleotide messenger RNA. RefSeq lists its product as uncharacterized. NCBI's taxonomy places the organism in Eukaryota, Viridiplantae, Streptophyta, Magnoliopsida, Brassicales, Brassicaceae. The coding region runs from base 96 to 497 and encodes 133 amino acids. The record is from RefSeq and is marked reviewed. The transcript has a single exon.
AACUAAAUAAAACCAUAUAGUCUCUCUUUCUUCUUCCUUGUCUCUCUCUCGCUCAUUAUUGAUCUCCAUUGUCGUAAGGAGAUCGCAAAAAAGCCAUGAGCCUAAAUUGUCUAUCAUGUCAAGCCCUUCCACGAACAGAUUCCAACAAAGAUGUUGAUCUCUCCGGUCCUGGACCACCAAGGGUCGAGAUUAACAAUGUUCUAGGUAAAACAUGUUGUGUAAAUCCUAUUGGUGGGAGAAAUUGGUCAGGGAAUUUGAGUCCUAGGAUCUAUGAGAAGAUUGGACGGCCAGGAUCGUCUUUAGCGCAUAAGAUGAAGAAGGUGAAAAAGAUUCAUCACGUUAGGCUAAGUGGUCCUGUUGGUUCUAGCCCUAGCAAUGUACCAACCCGGCCGGAACAACCAAAGCUCGUAAGGAGCACUGGAGUCCGAAGGAAUUGGAGUUUUGAGAAUUUGAGAGAUCAAGGAUUAAUAGAAGAAAAAAGGAAGAUUAACAUAUGAAUAUAUGAUCAAUGAUUGAUCAUGAUUCUGAGAUUUUAUAUAAAUGUGAGAGGAUAAAGCUGAUUACAUAUAGUUUCAAAUCCAGAUUCGUGAUUAUAUAAUCGUGAUAGAAUAUGUGAGAUGUAUAAUAGUAUUAUUUGGACGACAAAACGUUUCCAUUGAUUUAUUACUUGUCACGUUUUGUUCUCUUUGAAUAUUUGUUUUUAUGUUUCUUUUUUGUCUUUGAAUGAAAACGUAAUUUCAUUAAAGUGUUUUGUUUCUUUUCUAAAAUCGUUUUCAUAUCUGUUUUCGAGUUUCUUGCGUAACACGAGAGAUCAUCCUUAUUGGUGGUAUACUAUUCCAUCUAAAUAG